AUUUAGAAGGCGCAUUUGGCAAUUAAUCCGGUACAUUCUAGCUUUUUCAACCAUUCUCUUGCCCAAUCCUUGUUUCCUAUGCUAGUUACGGUCGUUCGAUAGCUUUGAGGAGAGAAUGCCUUCGUGCUCCGUGCCCAACUGCGGGAAUAACUCUAGGAACGGUUGGAGAGUUUUUCAUUUUCCCACCCAAUCCGAAAGGAGAACACUCUGGCUCAAAGGAAUCAAUAGGGCGAACUGGGAGCCUACGAAGUGGUCGUCUGUGUGCAGUGCUCACUUUGAUGAGGACAGCUUCGAACAAAACCGCGCUGAUGGCUGGAAGAGGCUAAAGCAGGAUGCUGUGCCAUGUCUGUUCCCGCCAAAGGAAUCUUCUCGCAAACGAACUACGCCGAAAGAGGCAACAAGAACCACAACGCCAUCUGUGGCAAGUGAGGGUUCCACUACCGUCGAUGGAGCAGACUCGGCAUCGACGCAGGUGGAGGUGCAUCUGGUGUCGCCUUCCAACGGCACUGAUCUGUCUCGGCAAGAGAGCUGCAUCGGCCCACAGCUAGCCAUCUCAAGCCGGACUCCGCGGAGCCGAACAAUCAAGCAAGAACCUGCUGCGCUGAACGCUGCAUCAUUCGAUCCUCCUUGUUCCAACAGCUCCUGCGCAGAAUUGAGACAGCAACUGGCAGACAUGACGAGAAGGCACGAUCAACUGCUGGAAGCUUACGGGAUUGCGAAUUCAACCGUUAACGCGCUUACGAAUAAGGUCGGCGAGUUACAAAGCACCGUGGAAAAUUUUCGACAGUGCCUUAUUCAGCCUCGCAACGACGUUCAUUUGCAAGUGUUGCCACGAAAGAAGAAUCACAGCAGUAUCCAUACGCAAUAAAGCUCGCGCUUAAAGGUU
Dermacentor silvarum is the source of this 886-nucleotide messenger RNA. Its product is annotated as peroxynitrite isomerase THAP4. The record is from RefSeq and is a predicted model, not a curated record. The transcript has 3 exons. Gene Ontology annotation, molecular function: sequence-specific DNA binding. Bases 116 to 868 code for a protein of 250 amino acids. Lineage: Eukaryota; Metazoa; Arthropoda; Arachnida; Ixodida; Ixodidae.